AUGUCGACUUUGAAACAAUUCAGUUUCUGUUCCUUUUCGUGUGAGCAACGGGUCCUCACAAACCGUGCGAGACUCAAACGCGACAUAUCGUUUAUUGUAGAAGACGAAACUGAAACGUCUAACAUUUCUCAGAUGGGCUGUUUCCUCCGUUCAUUCCUUUAUUUUUCAUUAUUCACUUUUUUAUCUAUCUAUCUAUCUAUCUAUCUAUCUAUCUAUCUAUCUAUCUAUCUAUCUCAUUCCAUACCCCCUCUCUUUAUCUCUCUAUCUAUUUCAUUCCAGCCCUAUCUAUCUAUCUAUCUAUCUAUCUAUCUAUCUAUCUAUCUAUCUAUCUAUCUAUCUAUCUAUCUCAUUCCAUACCCCCUCUCUCUAUCUCUCUACCUAUCUCAUUUAGAGCCCUCUAUCAUCUAUCUAUCUAUCUAUCUAUCUAUCUAUCUAUCUAUCUAUCUAUCUAUCUAUCUAUCUAUCUCAUUCCAUAGCCCCUCUCUCUAUCUUUCUAUGUAUCUCAUUCCACCCCUAUCUAUCUAUCUAUCUAUCUAUCUAUCUAUCUAUCUAUCUAUCUAUCUAUCUAAUAUUUGCUUUAUGUUAUUGUGCAAUAAUACAUUUAUUUGA
Acanthosepion pharaonis is the source of this 609-nucleotide messenger RNA. Lineage: Eukaryota; Metazoa; Mollusca; Cephalopoda; Sepiida; Sepiidae. The record is from the annotation of a GenBank genome assembly.